AUGGGUGGGGCCACGUUUGAUGAUGCGGUGCGAAGGCUCAUGCAGGCAGUGCUAUCUUUCGCUGUGGGCUCUGAGCUCAACUGGGUGGGCCAUGGCCAGAAAAGGAGCUUCAGAAACACCCGCCUCCAAGGGGUUCUCUUCUGUAAGUACCGGUACCAUACCUUACACAUACUGGGAGGGAUGGAGAGAGGGAUUCAUGGCUAGAUGGAUGCAUGGAUGGAUGGAUCAUGCGAAGGACUCAGAUCAGUCUCCAUAGACAUUUGGAAUUAGCCUUCCGAGUGGCGCAGUGGAAUCCAGGCUCUGUCGUAGCCGGCCGCGACCGGGAGACCCAUGGGGCGGUGCACAAUUGGCCCAGCAUCGUCCAGGGUAGGGGAGGGAAUGGCCGGCAGGGAUGUAGCUCAGUUGGUAGAGCAUGGCGUUUGCAACGCCAGGGUUGUGCGUUCGCUUCCCACGGGGGGCCAGUAUGAAAACAAAAAAGUAAAAAAUAAUGUAUGCACUCACUAACUGUAAGUCGCUAUGGAUAAGAGCGUCUGCUAAAUGACUAAAAUGUAAAAUGUAAACCACUGAAGUGAAUUGCAGCAAUGACCUCACUACUUCUCUAUCACUAUAGGUGCUCUGAAAAGAACCCCGGUGGGCAAAGAGGCCACACAUCACCAGUUUGCAAACGUGGUAAAGAAAUGGCUGCGGUUCGCCCCGUUCAGACAGGGAGGGAGUGGUCAACGGCAUUACAAACCACCUGUUGAGUUCCUGUGUCCAAAGGAAU
This is a messenger RNA of Coregonus sp. 'balchen', 763 nucleotides long. NCBI's taxonomy places the organism in Eukaryota, Metazoa, Chordata, Actinopteri, Salmoniformes, Salmonidae. The record is from the annotation of a GenBank genome assembly.